AUGUGGAAUCCAAACGCCAUGGACAACAGACAGAUGGAAAAGAGAGUGGUGAUAGGAAGAGUCCGGCCGACAUGGGCACGAAACAUGCCAGAAGCGAGAGAAGAUGACGAUAAAAGUGACCAAGAAGUUGGAGUCAUGCCUCACAGUGAGCCUCCGUCGCCUACAGAGACGUGGGAACAGCAGAACAAACAAGAAGACAAAUACGAUGUAUUUGGAAAGGUGAUGCUACUCGGCGACAGCGGCGUUGGCAAGACAUGCAUGCUAGUCCGCUUCCGUGAUGGCACAUUCCUCUCCGGAAACUACAUUUCAACCGUCGGCAUCGACUUCCGGAAUAAGGUAGUUACAGUAGACGGCGUCAAAGUAAAGCUUCAAAUUUGGGACACAGCUGGCCAAGAGCGCUUCCGUAGCGUCACUCACGCCUACUACAGGGAUGCACAUGCACUUCUGCUUCUAUACGACGUGACCAACAAGAUAAGUUUUGACAACAUACGCGCCUGGCUUGGUGAGAUACGAGAGUACGCACAAGACGACGUGGUCAUAAUGCUACUGGGAAACAAAUCCGACAGCGGCUUAGAGAGGGCGGUGAGGCGCGAGGAGGGACAGCGCUUGGCGAGAGAAUAUCAAGUCGCAUUUAUGGAGACGUCAGCGAAAACCGGACUGAACGUGGAAGCGGCUUUUGCUCAUGUGGCGCGCGCUCUAGUCGCGAAAGCGAACCCUGUUGACCCAGCCAGGCUAGCAGUGCGCGCGCAACCAUCACAGGAACAAAGGUCUUCGUGUCCGCCAUGCUCGUAG
Parnassius mnemosyne (clouded apollo) is the source of this 792-nucleotide messenger RNA. Lineage: Eukaryota; Metazoa; Arthropoda; Insecta; Lepidoptera; Papilionidae. The record is from the annotation of a GenBank genome assembly.